CUAUCCGCAAAUUGCGACUUGGCGCCAUUCCACCCCAAGGGCCCAUCAACCCCUCAUCCGACACCAUACUUGCCACUCGCUCCUUGCCCCCUCGCCUGGGGCGCUUGAUUCCCAAUUUCCUGCGCUCAUACGUGACAAUGGCGGCACCGGAGACACAGCUUUCUCCGCAGGGAAACGUCGCGGAUCAAAUUGCGCCUGCGACCACCUCUGCCGAGCCAAGCAAGAAGGUCCUUGGAAGAGAGUUCUACAAGAGUAUCGGAAGCCCCAAGUAUGUCGUCGCACCCAUGGUGGAUCGAUCCGAGUUUGCAUGGCGCAUGCUCACUAGGUCGUUCAUGGCACCGGAGGACCAGAAACAGGUGCUCGCAUACUCUCCCAUGUACCACGCGCGCUUGUUCCGUGAGCAAGCCAGCGUUCGUUUACAACACUUCCACCCCACCCGCGCAGCUGCCGCCAAAGGAACCGACGAGUCGCCCUACCUGGAUGGAAACCCUUCAAUCGACAGACCUCUUUUCGUACAAUUCUGCGCUAACGACCCGGACGACUUCUUGGAGGCCGCUCGUCAUGUCGUCCCCUACUGUGACGCCGUGGAUUUGAACCUGGGAUGCCCUCAAGGAAUCGCACGGAGGGGCCAUUACGGCGCUUUCCUCCAGGAAGACUGGGAUUUGAUCUACCGGCUGAUCAACCGGCUUCAUACCGAGCUUCCGAUCCCCGUCACCGCCAAGUUCCGUAUCCAGGAGACGAAAGAGAAAACCCUCGAAUACGCGAAGAUGAUCCUGUCUGCGGGAGCGAGCAUCAUCACGGUACAUGGACGGCAGAGGGAGCAGAAGGGCCACAACACCGGUCUGGCUGAUUGGAGCUAUAUCCGUUACCUCCGCGACAACCUGCCGCCGGACACCGUCAUCUUUGCGAAUGGAAACAACCUGAACUACGAAGAUGUAGACCGCUGUCUCGAGGCGACGGGCGCUGAUGCCGUGAUGAGCGCCGAGGGGAACCUGUCGGACCCAUCGAUCUUCAGCAAGCCGCCUGCGGUUGGUACUCUAGAGAGAGAAUACUGGCGGGGCAGGGACGGUAAGGGCGGAUACCGGAUAGACGCCAUGCUGCGGCGGUACUUGGACAUCGUCUACAAAUACGUGCUUGAGCAGCCCAUCCCCGACAGAAAACCCCUCUAUCUCGCCUCAGACCCCGUGGAAGAAGAACCGGAGCAGAUAAUCGAAGCCGAAGAAGUGGAGGACGGGCCACCAAAGAAGAGACAAAAGCGCGAGAAGUCGAAGAGAGUGAACUCCCCCAGUCUUGUUGUGAUGCAGGGACAUCUCUUCCAACUUCUCCGUCCCAUGGUCUCCGUUCACACCAACGUCCGUGACGCGCUCGCCAAAUCAAAACCCGGCGACAUGCCCGCAUUUGAGAACGUCCUGUCUCUCGUCGAACGGGCCAUCAAGAUUGGCCUCAAGGAAUACGAGCAAUUCCCGGAACGCUUCGAACAACCACCUAACCAGGAACUGACCGGAUCCAAGCUCACCAUUGCCGAAUAUGGCCGACCCUUCUGGGUCUGUCAACCCCACGUCCGACCACUUCCCGAAGAGGCGAUGGAGCUCGGAGCUCUGACCGUCAAGAAGAAGAACACCGAGAAGGACGAUAGGCCCAAGACGGAGGAAUCCACACCUGCUGCGGAGGGUUCUGGGUCUGCUACCCCGUCCGGUGACGCUGCGGCAGCAGCAGCAGCAGCAGCUACGCCAGAUGCCCUGGUGAGUGGUUGAAUGAAUAAUUCGGAUUUGGUUGCUUUUGCGGAGUACCGGGGAAGGGAAAGCAUUAUAUACCCAAGUUGGGCAUAGCUACCUAG
Messenger RNA from Aspergillus heteromorphus CBS 117.55, 1837 nucleotides. RefSeq names its product tRNA-dihydrouridine synthase family protein. NCBI's taxonomy places the organism in Eukaryota, Fungi, Ascomycota, Eurotiomycetes, Eurotiales, Aspergillaceae. The transcript has 2 exons. The record is from RefSeq and is a predicted model, not a curated record. Gene Ontology annotation, molecular function: tRNA dihydrouridine synthase activity; flavin adenine dinucleotide binding. Gene Ontology annotation, biological process: tRNA processing. The coding region runs from base 138 to 1754 and encodes 538 amino acids.